Messenger RNA from Fundulus heteroclitus (mummichog), 5830 nucleotides. Its product is annotated as paired amphipathic helix protein Sin3a. The coding region runs from base 223 to 4116 and encodes 1297 amino acids. Lineage: Eukaryota; Metazoa; Chordata; Actinopteri; Cyprinodontiformes; Fundulidae. Gene Ontology annotation, molecular function: transcription corepressor activity. The record is from RefSeq and is a predicted model, not a curated record. Gene Ontology annotation, cellular component: chromatin. The transcript is spliced from 21 exons. Gene Ontology annotation, biological process: negative regulation of transcription by RNA polymerase II.
GCCUCUAUGUUCGAGGAACAGCGCUUCAUACAUCCACUGUUGUUAGCGACGUAGCCGCUACAUUUCCCCCAUUUACAUUUGCCGACGCUUCUCAAAACUUUGGUUUUCACCACCGCUCCGAUAAAUGCUGGAGUAGCAGGUUGCCGGUCGGGAUCCAUUACACCGGAGUGCAAAGUUGCAGUUGCUGGCAGCCGAUUUAGCUCUGUUGAGUAUGUGUACACCAUGAAGAGACGCGCAGAAGACCCGGAACCGAUUUUUGUGCAACAGCAACCACGCCGUCCUCUAGUUCAAGCUAUAGGAGAAGGCUUCCAGCAGCGGGCCCUAGUCACGGCCCCACCUGUUGUUGAGGCCGCUGCAGACAACAUGCAGCCCUCAACUGGCAUCCAGUACUCUCUCCCUCAGGCCUACCAGGUGCCUACGAUGCCUCAAAGCACAACCGGACAUGGACACAACAGUACCACGCCUCAUAUUGGUCCUCAUGCUCACAGCCUUGCUGUCCAGUCACAGGGGCCUGCUGUGGUCCCAGGCCAUGUCCAUCCGCCUACACCCAUAGCUUCAGUUCAAGGACAGCAGCAGCAGUUCCAGCGACUAAAGGUUGAAGAUGCCCUGUCCUAUCUGGAUCAAGUGAAACUGCAGUUUGGGAAUCAGCCUCAAGUUUAUAAUGAUUUUCUCGACAUUAUGAAAGAGUUUAAAUCCCAGAGCAUAGACACUCCUGGAGUCAUCAACCGUGUAUCGCAGCUCUUUAAGGGCCACCCAGACCUUAUUAUGGGUUUUAACACUUUCCUGCCACCCGGUUAUAAGAUCGAGGUUCAAACCAACGAUCUGGUCAACGUAACCACACCUGGUCAGAUACACUACAUUACUCCUCAAGGUAUAUCUGUACAAAACAUCCCAGUAACUGCAGCAUCCAGUCAGCCACCAAGCCAGCACCAGCAUCAGAGUCUCCCGCUGACCGGCCUGCACACCACCGCCACCACGACCACCCCCACCCCCACCCCGACGAUCGCCGCUCAGCCUGCUUUAAGCAAAGCCAGCAAGCUUAUUCAGUCUCCGGCCCACACGCCCACCAGCCAGCCGAAUCCGUCCAUCCCAUCGUAUGCGUCGCCGCGUUCUCCUUCAGUGCAGCCCCACACUCCUGUCAGCAGCACACCAUCCAGUGGACCACCUCUCCAGAACAACCAACCAGUGGAGUUUAACCACGCCAUAAAUUACGUCAACAAGAUUAAGAACCGCUUCCAGGGCCAGCCAGACAUCUAUAAAGCCUUCCUGGAAAUCCUGCACACGUACCAGAAAGAACAGCGGAAUGCUAAAGAGGCUGGUGGUAAUUACACGCCAGCUCUGACUGAACAGGAAGUCUACACUCAAGUGGCCAGACUUUUUAAGAACCAGGAGGACCUGCUGUCAGAAUUUGGACAGUUCCUGCCGGAUGCCAACAGCUCAAUGCUGCUGGGGAAGAGUCCACCAGACAGAGCCGAGUCGGUCCAUAACGAUCACGGCCCCACAGUGAAGAGGCCCUCGCUGAACAACAAACAGAGACUGAAUCAAAAUGGUCUGCCAAUCAGGAGACCUGCUGGGGUUGGAUCCACGCCGCCUUUCAAGAAAAAGGUCAUCGGAAAGGGCCACGGCGUGGCUGAAGUUGGGAAGCUCAGUACAAGCACUGAAACUAUGUUCUUUGAGAAGGUGAAGAAGGCUCUGCGGAGCUCAGAAGCAUAUGACAACUUCCUCCGAUGUCUGCACAUCUUCAACCAGGAAGUGAUUUCUCGCACUGAGCUGGUCCAAUUAGUUAUCCCAUUUCUUGGAAAAUUCCCAGAGCUUUUUACGUGGUUUAAAAACUUCUUGGGCUACCGUGAGUCUAGUCACGGGGAGCUGAGUCAUGCAGAGAGUUUACCCAAGGAGCGUUCUACAGAGGGUAUAGCCAUGGAGAUCGAUUACGCUUCCUGCAAGAGGCUGGGGUCCAGCUACAGAGCACUGCCAAAGAGCUACCAGCAGCCAAAGUGCACAGGAAGAACACCGUUGUGCAGAGAGGUUUUGAACGACACCUGGGUGUCGUUUCCAUCGUGGUCGGAGGAUUCCACGUUCGUGAGCUCCAAGAAGACUCAGUAUGAGGAGCAUAUUUACAGAUGUGAAGAUGAGCGCUUUGAGCUGGACAUCGUGCUGGAGAACAACCUUGCCACGAUACGAGCUCUGGAGACGGUGCAAAGGAGGCUGUCUCGCAUGUCGGCCGAGGAGCAGCUGCGCUUCAGGCUGGACAACACCAUGGGCGGCUCCUCCGAGGUCAUUCACCGUAAAGCCAUUCAGCGGAUAUACGGAGAGAAAGCCCCCGACAUCAUCGACGGCCUCAAGAAAAACCCCGCUGUGUCUGUACCCAUAGUUCUGAAAAGGUUAAAAAUGAAGGAGGAGGAGUGGAAAGAAGCUCAGAGAGGGUUCAAUAAAAUCUGGCGGGAACAGAACGAGAAGUAUUACCUGAAGUCGCUUGACCACCAAGGCAUAAACUACAAGCAGAAUGACACCAAAGUGCUUCGCUCAAAGUCUUUACUUAAUGAAAUUGAGAUGUUAUAUGAAGACCGCCAGGAGCGAGCCUCUGAGGAAACGGCUGCCCCGCCACCGAGCGGCCCUCACAUGAAUCUGACUUACGAUGAUAGCCAGAUCCUGGAGGACGCCGCCAAUCUCAUCAUCCAUCACGUCAAACGACAAGUGGGCAUUCAGAAAGAAGACAAGUUCAAGAUCAAGCAGAUAAUCAACCACUUUAUCCCCGACCUUCUGUUCGCACGCCGUGGCGAGCUCUCCGACCUGGAGGACGAGGAGGAGGAAGAGGAGGAGGAGGAGGAGGAAAUGGAGACGAACCAGGACGGCCCCAAGAAGCACAACGGCCUGCCGGGCCGCAGCCCGUCCAAGUCCAAGCUCUUGUUCACGAACACGGCAGCUCAGAAACUGCGGGGCACAGACGACGCUUAUAACCUGUUUUUGGUGAACAACUACUGGUAUGUGUUUUUCCGCCUUCAUCACAUCCUCUGCUCUCGUCUGCUGCGGAUCUACGGGCAGGCCGAGAAGCAGAUCGAGGAGGACGCCCGCGAACGAGAGUGGGAGAGGGAGGUGCUGGGCCUGAAACGAGAUAAGAAUGAAAAUCCAGCCAUCCAGCUGAAGAUGAAGGAGCCAAUGGACGUUGAUGUCGAAGACUACUACUCUGUGUUCCUGGAAAUGGUGCGAAAUCUUCUGGACGGGAACAUGGAGCCGGCUCAGUACGAGGACUCCCUGAGGGAAAUGUUUACGAUCCACGCCUACAUCGCCUUCACCAUGGACAAACUGAUCCAGAGCAUUGUCCGGCAGCUCCAACACCUCGUUACCGAUGACGUAUGUAUGCGUGUGACGGACAUGUACCUGAGUGAAAGUGCCAAAAAAGCCACCGGGGGCACUGUUUCCACGCAGACGUCCAGAGCCUCUGCAGAGGGGGCCUACCAACGCAGAGCAGAGCAGCUCAUGUCAGAUGAAAACUGCUUCAAGUUGAUGUUCAUGAAGAACCGAGAAUCUGUGAGUCUGGCAGUCGAGCUGCUGGAUACAGAAGAGGAGAACUCUGAUGAGCCAGCAGAUGCAGAAAAAUGGUCUGACUACGUGAGCAGGUACCUGAACUCAGAUUCUGCAUCCCCGGAGCUACGUGAGCAUUUGGCCCAGAAACCAGUUUUCCUCCCCAGGAAUUUGAGACGGAUACGGAAAUGCCAGAGAGGAUGGGAGCAGCUGCAGCAGGAACGGAUCACAAAAGGCUCCUCGGACAAGUUGCAGGACGGCAGCAGUGAGCUGAAGAUGGAGUGCAUGUUCAAACUGAACUCCUACAAGAUGGUUUAUGUCUGCAAGUCCGAGGACUACAUGUACAGGCACACUGCUCUCUCAAGAGCUCAUCAGUCCCACCAGCGGGUCAACACACGUCUGCACAGACGCUUUCACACCUGGGUGGACGGCUGGGCCCAGAAGCACGUGACGAGUGAAAUGGCAGCCAACACUCACAAGUGGCUGAUGGGAGACGCGAAAGAGGGCCUGUUGUCCUGCACCACCACCUGCAACCCCGAGGUCCUCCACUAUCUCAACAUUAACAAGUACAGAGUGCAGUACAGGACGCUGUAGUCGCAGCUGUUUGGGGUUAAACAUCUUCACACAACAAACUGCCAGAGACGAAUUUUCCAACCUUCUGAAACUAGACUCUGCUGCCAAAAGAUAUUGGGUGUAUUUUUUUUUUUUUUUUUUUUUUAAAUAUACAUUUUUUGCUCUUUUCUGAUUUCUAGCUCAAUACUUUUGCUGCAAAUCCUGCAACAAAUAUAUUGAAGAAAGGAAAAAAACCCUCCAUCAGGGUGAUGAAAUGUUAUCUAAGACCACAGGAAGCGGCUCUCACACGCUCAUCCAGGCUAUAGUGGAAUUAAGACUUUCACCACCAAGACUGAACGGCCGAAGGAUGAAAACAUUCACGUUUUUAGGGACUUCCCUGUUACCUCUAUUAAAAUGGCUGUGAAUGUUUUCAGUGGGUGGUGAAGGUAAAAUAAUGCACUAUACAUGCAGCAGAAACAUUAGGAUUCAACGUUUCUGGCAACCUGGUUGAUAGACGCUUGGCUUUGGUACGAUGCCGGCUCCGUGUCAAGAUCAUUAAUUUAUAAUUGCCCAAAAUGUUUUUGUAAAUAUCUUGUUUAUAAUUAGAUUUUUUUUUUUUAUCAGGUGUCAUUGGUGUGUAGCAUAUGAUAAAACGUAUAUCUAUAUAUAUAUAGUGUCAACAUUUAGCCAGAGGAUGCAAAGACUUUUAUCAAAAGAAGGCAAAGUUUUACCAGUUUUUUUACUAAAGGAAGUUAUCUAGAGACUUUUUUUUUUUUAAAUCUGCCGAACAUCUUACCAAAGUGUUUGUUUAGUAAAAAAAAAAAAAAAAAAAAGAUGUAAAUAUGGCUCAUUUCUAAAAUAAUCUGGUCCCUUUUAUGUGUAUUUCUGUUGUCAGUUUUUAGGACAACACGCAGUUUUAAGAUGAUUGAAUGUAGCCGAGCAGCGAUUUCUCUUCCUCUGUAAAAAAACGUGAAUAUAAGCUUUUUUCUUGUAACUAAAACAUUUACAGCCUGCGCUGGAGGCGCAGCGAUAUGUCAACGUUAUCACUGAUAAGCUGGACACAAGUUUAUCUUUUUAAUAGCGCGUCGACAACAGAAGUCUUACAGCAAACGGCGUCGUUGUGAAUUGUGUACAGAGGAUUAAAACAAAAGCAAUAAGUUCCUGAGUCAUAGUUUAUUACAGCUAAUUAGUAUUUCAUGCUGGAAUACAAAUGUGGAUAAGAAAUGCCCAUAAAGGAGGGCAUGAGCGCUACUUUUUAUCGCCCUUGUUUCUUUUUGCCUUUUAAUAAAAUUGGAAAUGUCCUCUUUUGAUAUUUUAGAUAAAAUUAGGUGGAAGAGAGAGAGAGAGAGAGAGAGAGAGAUCCUUCAUUUUUAAUGCUGGAACGUGAGCCUCUCGCGUCAGACCUGUACAUGUGAGCAACAGAACUUCCUUUAAUUUCACACGUGAGUCGUUAACAUAGGCAGACACGGAGGACGCCUCCUGACAGCGGCCUAAGGUCUGUUUUAUCUCGAGGUCCGCUGAAGGCAGCAGUCAGUUUAAAUAACCAGCUCCAGACAAUCUCAAGAUAGUUUAAUACCUGGGUCUUUAUUUUUCUAUUUGCCGUGUUUGUUACAGAAUAACACAGGAGGUCCCGCUGGAGCCGUUGUACAUACAGAGACUGUUUGUACCUCGUUUAAUGUGUCACUUCUCUUGACUUUUAUGAUGUUGUAUAUGAGUGUUAGUAUGGUGUUUGGCAUUAAAAUAUCCUUUGAGUAGA